Siniperca chuatsi (mandarin fish) is the source of this 1595-nucleotide messenger RNA. RefSeq names its product 36.4 kDa proline-rich protein-like. The record is from RefSeq and is a predicted model, not a curated record. NCBI's taxonomy places the organism in Eukaryota, Metazoa, Chordata, Actinopteri, Centrarchiformes, Sinipercidae. The transcript has 2 exons. Bases 1003 to 1515 code for a protein of 170 amino acids.
AUGUGUUUUUAAUAGUUUUUGGACAACAAUGGAGCUCAAAGGCAUACAAGAAGAAGAUAUAUCUGUUAUAGUUUGAGAUUUUGUCAUUUCCUGUUUUAUUUUGUAGUGUGUUCCUGUCAUGGGCAGCUCACAGCAGCUCCCAGUUCCCGGACUCUCUGCUGGAUCGCAGCCGACCCCAGUCCCUGGACGCCCUGCUGGAUCGAAGCAGCCUCCUGGACUCCCUGCUGGUUCGCAGUCGCCUCCUUUCCCGGCUGGUUCACAGCAGCACCAACACCUUGUCGCCGCUGGAUUGCAGUCGCCUCCUUUCCCGGCUGGAUCACAGCAGCGGCCAUCUCUAGUCGCCGCUGGAUUGCAGCAGCAGCCAUCUCUAGUUGCCGCUCGAUCGCAGCCGCCUCCUGCCCCAUUUGGAUUGCAGCAGCAGCCAUCUCUAGUUGCCGCUCGAUCGCAGCCGCUUCCUGCCCCGGUUGGACCGCAGCACACCGCUAAACUCUCUGCUGGGUCGCAGCACUCCACUUAAUUCUUUGCUGGGUCGCAGCAGCAGCAGUACCCUCCUUCUCUGCCAGAGUGACAGGCUCCGGGUUCACGGGUAUCACUGGUUCUGCCAGCUCCCCUACCAGUCUCCCUCUCGCCGGCUCUCUGUCCUGCUGUCCGGUUGACGGCUCCCUGUCCUGCUUUCCCGUCGCUGGCUCCCUGUCCUGCUGUCCUGCUGUCCUGUCGCCGGGCCCUGAUCUGGUUCUCCAGCCUCCAGAGGGGUUCCGCCUUCACUGCCGGCCUCCAGAGGGGUUCCACCUUCGCCGCUGGCCUCCAGAAGGGUUCCACCUUUGCCGCAGGUCUGUAGAAGGUCUCUGCCUUCCCCACCGGCCUCCAGAAGGUCUCUGUCUUUGCCGCCGGUCUCCAGGGACUCUCAGUCUUUGCCGCUGGCCUCCAGUGACUAGCCAUCUUUGCUGCCGGCAUUCCGCCAGACAUCCAGAUGGUGUUGAUCUUCGUCGCAGACCUCAUGAGAUGAGCUCCGCACCUCUCCAGCCCCCAGGCCGUCCACCCGAGGUUCCCAGCUCCGCACAUGUCCAGCCCCCGGGCCGUCCACCCGAGGUUCCCAGCUGCACACAUUUCCAGCCCUCAGGCCAUCUGCCCGAAGUUUACCGCUUAGCUUUGAAUCCCUCCUCCGGACCCCCUCCACCCAUUCAGAUUCACGCUUUGCCGGUGAUCACCGUUCCUGUCUGUCCUCGGAUCCCCGAGACUCCCUUACUAUGCCAGCGGCCACGACAUUCUUGUCCUCCAACCAUCAGACUCCAGUACCAGGCUUCACGGGUCCACCGCCUGGCACGCCCAGCCUUCCACCACGCCAGCCAGCGAAGCGCCGCCAUCCAGUCUCCGACCCGGUUCAGUCGAGUCCACGGAACGGCCACAAACACCUCCCUUGACGAUCAGUACAAUAAAACUGUUCGAAACUUUAUCUGCUCUGUUCGUGUGUCCUGCUUUUGGGUUCCAAGCUUGGUCCUACGACAGGAUCAUUAACAACACUGCAAUACUUAAAAUAAUUGUGCAAUAUUCUCUGUUUAAUACUCCGGUGCAAUACACUCUGUUUUCAGUUUAAA